Molecule: messenger RNA, 925 nt
Organism: Phanerochaete carnosa HHB-10118-sp
Lineage: Eukaryota; Fungi; Basidiomycota; Agaricomycetes; Polyporales; Phanerochaetaceae
Exons: 3
Coding region: 293-523 (76 amino acids)
Source: RefSeq, a predicted model, not a curated record
GUUGAAGGAAGCGGGUGAGAAAUAACGGGAGAGAGCUGACAAGAGCGACCUGUACCUUCUCAAGGAAGGCAUUAAGUUCCCAAUCAUACUCCACAUGGUCCCACGUUAACAUUUAGUCUGGCAGUCAUCCUACCCAAUACCCCGCAGCCAAAGACUUACCCUCUACCGAGAUCGAGCAGCGCACGAUCUCCUUCAGCACUCGGCGCGGAUUAUUGCGUUCCGGCCCUUCUCCCUCUGCGUUUCCCAGACGCAUUUGAGCGUCCAACAACUCCCUCUAUUCGUGACCGAGCGCAUGCUCGAGCGUUUGGGCAUACAUGCUCUCCGGGUAUUCGAAGCCGAGAUCAAGGCUGGCGCGAGUAAUGGCCUGGCAAAAGAUGAGCCCACAGAGCUCUUUGUCGACGCUGAGGAUGCCGAAGCGCCAUCGGCGAAAGGCAAGGGCAAGGCAAGGACAGAGACGAAGGGGGUCGCGACAAUAGGGCCAAACAAAUUAGGGUUGUACGGCAACAGGAGCGCGUCGACCUAGUCGCUGGCCAAGAGCAUAGUAGAGGCUACGGUUUCCUCGAGACGAGUCGGCAAGCUGUUCGAGCAGCAGCGGAAGGAGUUUGAAGAUCUCGUUAAGAUCAAGAAAAAGAAGACGAAGACGAAGGACGGUCGACUCGAGCUGUGCUUCCGGAAGACGCGCUUCAGCGCGUCAGAAGCAUUUGAAUCGUCGAGUUCUCGACCAAGUGUCCAGAUCGCUGAGUGGCAUGUGGCUCACCGGAACUAGGGCUCGCGGUUGGACAAAAUAUAUAAGAGCGUCUGCUGUCUCUACUUGACUUUAAGAGAGAGGAGACCGACAAGGAGUAGCCGAAACGAAAGAAACGGCGGAUGUCAGAGCUUAACAAAUUAGGUAACAAGAUUGGGUCGCUCAUAGGCAGAAAGCACU